AGUGUUUGAAUGUAUUAAAUACUAAAGAUUCAUAGAAAAUAGAAUUGACCAAUUUAACGAUGGACUACGAAAAUGUUUAUAAGACCGUUGGUUUCACUAUCGAGAAAAAUGUUAUCAAGGGGAUCCCCAAGCCAUACUGUAUGAAGACUCAUAACCUCGGAAAAGUCAUUCUCGCCGUGCUUGAUGCCAACUUGAAUCAUGUUUCACAGCUCGAAAGUGAAACCAGAAAAGAAACUACUUUCGCAGAGAUGAAAGACUGCAGUAUUCGGUGCGCAUUAUGGCUUAAGAAGCAAGGAAUAAAAAGCAACGAUGUAAUAUCUAUUUGCACUGAUAAUCAAUUAAACGCAUACAUUCCAGAGCUAGCGACUUUUUACAUUGGAGCUGCUCACAAUCCUUGGCAUCACGACGUUACAUUGAAGCCAGCGCGUCAUCUACUGCAACUGACACAGCCUAAGAUCAUGUUUACGUGCGCAAAUGCGGUUGACAUACUUGUAGAAGCAGCAAAGUUAGAGAAUAUUAAUACGAAAUUCAUAACAUUCGGAGACCAUUUGAGUUUAGAGUCUCUUAAUGAUAUAAUGAAACAACAAACCGAAGAAGAAGUUAAAAACUUCAAAGUAGUAGAAGUGGAAAAUUCAAACGAUAUUGCUUUGAUUAUCUUCUCUUCUGGCUCGAGCGGAUUGCCCAAAGGUAUCGUACAUUCGUACAACACAUUUUCCAAAAACAUUUUGAGAUUCGCUAGGCUUCCAAAAAAAACCGAUGUGAUGUUAUGGUACACUUCACCGUACUGGUUGACCGCAGUUUACUUUUCUUUGCAAUUAUUUUUACUUCAAUCGACUAGAAUCUUCCACGCCAAAUUUGAUCCAGAAGAAACUUGCAAAGUCAUUAUGAAACAUAAGAUAUCAUGGCUCUUCAUCACCACAGAUAUGAUAAACGUGCUUAACAAAGCAGAUGUAUUUAAAAAAUACGAUCUUCCAUCACUGAAAUUGAUACAGACAGGGGGUUCAAAGAUCAAUCGUGAAGUAUUUGAAAAAUUUCAGAACAGCCUGCCCAACACAUUAGUUAUUCAAGGAUACGGAAUGUGCGAGCUGGGAGGUACGGCUACAAUGCAAAACGAGAAGCGCAAAAGAGUCGACUCGAGUGGUUUCGUAAUAGAGCACGUGCAAGUGAAAAUGGUCGACCUGGUGACGGGUGAGGCGCUCGGGCCGAACCAACCGGGUGAACUCUACUGCAAGUCCCCGACAAUGAUGCUCGGCUAUUACAAAAAUCCCGAGGCCACCAAGGAAACUAUCGACGAAGAAGGCUGGAUACACUCGGGUGACAAAGCUUAUUACGAUGAGAACGGCGAGGUGUUUAUCGUGGAAAGGUUAAAGCAGGUGAUGAAAUUUCGCGCUUAUCACAUUUCCCCGUCAGAAAUCGAAGAAGUUCUACUUAGCCACCCGGCUGUGAUGGAAGUGGCGGUAGUGCCGAUGCCACACGAAUUGGACGGUGAACGCCCGGUGGCUUUCGUCGUCAAAGCACAGAACAGCGAGGUGACAGAAGAGGAGUUAAUAGCGCUAAGCGCUACGCUUGGAGAAUACAAGAAGUUAUGGGCCGGAGUUAAAUUUCUGGAUAAGUUGCCGCACACUCCUUCUGCAAAAAUUGCGAGGGUCGAACUGAUCGAGAUGGCCAAAGCUUUGGCAAAACAAUGAGGCAUUUUUUGUCAGCAUUCCCAAUAUAAUGCACAAAUUUUAAUUGUUUCUUAAUCAAUAAAAGACGAGAU
This is a messenger RNA of Phymastichus coffea, 1759 nucleotides long. RefSeq lists its product as uncharacterized. Gene Ontology annotation, molecular function: long-chain fatty acid-CoA ligase activity. Lineage: Eukaryota; Metazoa; Arthropoda; Insecta; Hymenoptera; Eulophidae. The transcript is spliced from 7 exons. The coding region runs from base 60 to 1688 and encodes 542 amino acids. The record is from RefSeq and is a predicted model, not a curated record. Gene Ontology annotation, biological process: fatty-acyl-CoA biosynthetic process; long-chain fatty acid metabolic process.